Rotaria sp. Silwood1 is the source of this 1566-nucleotide messenger RNA. NCBI's taxonomy places the organism in Eukaryota, Metazoa, Rotifera, Eurotatoria, Philodinida, Philodinidae. The record is from the annotation of a GenBank genome assembly.
AUGACGGAAUGUUUUUCAGCUCGUUGUCAACAAGAUCGAAAAAUAGUUCGACGAGAAUUUAAUAAAUGGACAAAAAAUUUAUUAUUUCAAAUUGGUUUAGAAACAAUAACAAAAAAUCAUUUCGAUUUUGAUGUUAAUCUAUUUAAUCAAACAGAUGAUGAACAAAUACCAAUUGAUUUUAAUCCUGAACAAGAAUGUUUAUUUUGUAUUAAUCGACAAGAAUAUCUUGGCAAUAAAAAAGCAAAUAAUCAAAUCAAUGAAUAUCAUCAUUCAUUAACAGAAACAAUUAUUGAUGAUGAUGAAAAUGCACCAUUAGAUUUAAGUUUAAAACCUACAACAAAUAAUUCGUCCUUAAUUACAUCAAAUAGUCGAACAAAUAUUAAACAUCGACCAUUGUUUGAUAUUAAGUCAGAUAUACCUGCAAUGUAUGGUCAAGAAGAAUUUGAUCGUUUUAUGUCUGACAUGAUUACUAGUCAACUUGAUUUUUCAUCUCAAUCAUUUUUAAAUAUGAAUCUCUUUCCAACAUCAUCAACUAUUCCUAUACAUUAUUCACAAACAAAUAAAAAAUUAUCUUCAUCUAUACAUGAUACACACAUAGCUCAAUUAGCUAAACAAAUGGCAUAUGAACGUAUGUUACAAGAAAUUGAUUAUCAACGUCAUAUAUCAACAAAUAAAAAAUCAAAAAUUUUAAAUAAUUUUUCAUCAUCUAUUUUAACUGAAUCUAUUCAUGUUAAUCAUAUACUUAAUGAUGUUAUGAUGCGUAUAUUACGUGAAACAUUUGAAAAACAACAACAACAACAACAACAACAACAAUCAUCAUCUGUAUCACAACCAAGAGCAUCACGUAAAGGUGAAUUAUUAUUUGUUAAAAAACAAAAUAUUAAUAAUGAUGAACAAUUUAAUACAAAUAUUUUUAAUCAUUUUAAUAAUAAUUAUAAUACUAAAAAACAACAUAAGCAUAAUAAUAAAGUAAAUCCUUCAUCUUCAAGUUCAUCAUCAACAUCAAGUGUAUCAUCAACUCGUUCAUCAUCUAUACAUAUAAAAAAUAAAAAUAAAACAAAAUUAAAUCAUUCAAAUAAUUAUAUACCAAAAGGACGAUCAAAUGAAAUAAUCAAUAAUAAUAAUAAUAAUAAAAUUAUAAUUGGUACAGAUGGUAAACAAAUCCGUCCAAAACGUGGUCAAUAUCGUCGUUAUGAAUCUGAACAAUUAGCUAAAGCUGUAGCAGCUGUAUUAAGUAAUGAAAUGUCUGUACAUAAAGCUGGUUCAUUUUUUGGUGUACCACAUUCAACAUUGGAAUAUAAAGUCAAAGAACGAAAUAUUAAAGUAUCAACAACAAUAACAAAAAAUAAAAAUGAAUCUAUAUCUAUUAAUGACAAUGAUAAUAAUAAUAAUAUAAAUCAUAAUGAAAAUAAUGAUGAAGAUGAUGAUAAAUUAUCGAAAAGACUUACUACUUAUCUUCCUCCAUCGAACAGUAGUAUAAAUAAUGAUCAUCAAGAUAUAAUUGAUAAUGAAAAUGAAUCCAAUGAUGAUGAUGAUGAUGAUAAUAAUAAUGAUCUUGAAGAAUAA